Messenger RNA from Drosophila eugracilis, 2018 nucleotides. It is a transcript of the gene ArfGAP1, whose product is annotated as ADP-ribosylation factor GTPase-activating protein 1. The coding region runs from base 309 to 1712 and encodes 467 amino acids. The record is from RefSeq and is a predicted model, not a curated record. Gene Ontology annotation, biological process: regulation of ARF protein signal transduction; regulation of endocytosis. Gene Ontology annotation, molecular function: GTPase activator activity. Gene Ontology annotation, cellular component: Golgi membrane. The transcript is spliced from 5 exons. NCBI's taxonomy places the organism in Eukaryota, Metazoa, Arthropoda, Insecta, Diptera, Drosophilidae.
UUCCAAGUGGGACACGCUUAACAUUUUUUUUUGCCAAUUUGCCAUUAAUUCCAAGCGUCUCAGCUGUUCCGAAAAAUUCGCAACCCAAUUAAAUGUGUUUAACUAGGCGUUUGUCGCAAUCCGUGGAUUUUAAAGGCUCUUAAGCGACUAAGGAAGCUUAGAACCCCGCUCUGUUGCAAAGAUUGCACCAAAAUCAGCGCCAGCGUCAGCAAAAGUUUCAUUAGCAACUUGGUUAUCAGCUGCGGAAACGAACUAUAGAGUUGGUCAAUCCACUAGACAAAGGGCAGAAACCAUAGAAACUAGUUGCCAUGGCGAGUCCAAGGACGCGACGAGUGCUCCAGGAACUGAAGCCUCAGGAUGAGAACUCGAAAUGUUUUGAGUGCGGAACCCACAAUCCCCAGUGGGUUUCCGUUACCUACGGCAUCUGGAUUUGCCUGGAGUGUUCCGGCAAACAUCGUAGUUUGGGCGUUCACCUGUCCUUCGUGAGAUCCGUUACCAUGGACAAGUGGAAGGACAUCGAGCUGGAGAAAAUGAAGGCAGGAGGCAAUCGCAAUGCCCGAGAGUUCCUAGAGGAUCAGGCCGACUGGAACGAACGGGCUCCAAUCACCCAACGGUACAAUUCCAAGGCUGCGGCUCUUUACCGGGAUAAGAUAGCCACUUUGGCCCAGGGCAAAAGCUGGGAUUUCAAAGAAGCCGAAGCCCGAGUGGGCAGCACCAAUAGCUACAGCGGAGGCGGUGGUUCCAGCAGCAGUAGCUCCCAGUCGCGACCCAGUGCAACAGGUUAUGGCGGAAAUGGAGGCUAUCAAAAUGGAGGAGGCGGCGACACUGGAGGCUAUCAGCAGUACCAAACGCAGGAAUUUAAGGACCAGAAGGAGGAGUUCUUCAACAGACGCCAAACGGAGAAUGCUUCGCGGCCAGAACACUUGCCACCGAGUCAGGGCGGAAAGUAUGCAGGUUUCGGGUUCACACGCGAACCCCCACCAAAAACGCAAUCUCAGGAACUGUUCGACUCAACGCUGUCCACUUUGGCCUCCGGCUGGAGCCUUUUCUCAACCAACGCCUCCAAGUUGGCCAGCACCGCCAAGGAAAAGGCCGUUACCACAGUCAAUUUGGCCUCAACGAAGAUUAAAGAAGGAACUUUGCUAGAUUCCGUACAAAGCGGAGUUACCGAUGUAGCCAGCAAGGUCACCGAUAUGGGCAAGCGAGGCUGGAACAAUUUGGCGGGCAGCAACAUCUCGUCGCCACAGGGCGGCUACAACGAUCCCAACUUUGAAGACAGCGCCUAUCAGCGCUCUAAUUCGGUGGGCGGAAACCUGACCGGAGGAUUGGGACAACAGAGCGGCGUUAGCGACAGCGACUGGGGCGGCUGGCAGGAUACCGCCAACAACAAGUCGCAUUUGACCAGCUCCAGUUCUUACCACAAUCAGUUGAGUAGCAGCAGCGGCAACGCAACUGCAGGCCUCACCCGCGAUGCCGAUUGGUCUGGUUUCGAGUCGUCCAAUUACCAGAGUGCGGAGACAUCCUAUCAGAACGCUCCGUCCGGCGGUUCAACGGCCCGGCGCAAUAUGAAGUUGCAGGACACUUCGCAAAAACUGAGCGAGGGUUUCGAAAACCUGGAUGUAAAGAAUGUAAAGUCCAAGCCAAUGACAACCUCUUCGACGGGUAACAAAGCCAGCGCCGAGGACGAUGCCUGGGACCUGUUGAUGAACUAGAAUCCGAACCGAGCCCAUGCGAUUGUAUUUUGUAUUCCAUUCAGUUUGUUGUGUCUCCUUUGUUAUGUGUCUUGAUGUCUGGCCGAGGCUGUUGUGCGCGCAUUUAAUGUAACUAACUGAAUAUGUAUUCCCCAAAACUACCGGCAUGCUCCAAUUUCAAACAUAAAGUGCAACUAUUCCCUUUUAUUUCCACAGUUUAGACCAAUUUUGUAUAGAUCUACUUAACGAAUUACUUAGCUUAAAAUAUAUACCAGGAUUCGGAGGAAUGCGAAAUGAGAAAAUACAUAUUAUGUUAACAAGUGUAAA